AUGACGAAUCGCUCCGAACACCUGACACCAGAUGAAACCAAAAAAUUACAAGAAAUAGCUGGAUAUGGAGGUACACUUAAGGCCCUCGCAAUAGCGCAGGUGUACAAGGGAGACACACGAUUACAAUGGAAUUACUUUAAGACGGGUGUUGUUACGGUGGAGGAUAAUCCAAGAAACCUUUACACCUGCCUGUGCGUCUAUGAUGUACAUGCAGGUAAAAGGUGCUGGACACAGAAUCUGUUCAAAGAGAUGGCGUACAUUGAUAAUAAUCCGCAGUUUCACUGCUUUCACGGCGAUGAAGGUGCCGUGGGUCUGAACUUCCUUGACCCGAGUGAGGCAUCUCUCUUUCGAGACGCUGUGAUCUAUUAUCUAAGGAGUAGAGAGCAAAAGACCGACCUCAGUCGAAAAAAAAGUGUUUCUAUAGGCAAGAAGGCAAAGACAACUUUGCACAGAACCAUGAGCCAAGCGGUGAAUAUUACUUAUGAUCGAGAAUCCUUUACACAGAGAGCGCACGUCGGUUAUGUCGACGGCCGUUUUGAGGUUAAGGCUGGUGACAUGGAAACUGCCAAUGCACUUUUGAAGGCGCUGGGUGGUCGGGUUACCGUGAAAAACGCGGAAGAAAUGAAAACAGUCAUGAAGUUUAUUAAUGAAGUGGGAAUUGACAAGGCAAGUUCUAUCAUGCUAAAUCCGCUUCCAAUCAAUGCUCUUAAUGUUGUUAUGCAGGUUUCAUAUUUUGACAGCCCUUGCAUCCCAUUGACCCUUUAA
Molecule: messenger RNA, 765 nt
Organism: Dibothriocephalus latus
Lineage: Eukaryota; Metazoa; Platyhelminthes; Cestoda; Diphyllobothriidea; Diphyllobothriidae
Source: the annotation of a GenBank genome assembly